Amborella trichopoda is the source of this 1067-nucleotide messenger RNA. RefSeq lists its product as uncharacterized. The record is from RefSeq and is a predicted model, not a curated record. Lineage: Eukaryota; Viridiplantae; Streptophyta; Magnoliopsida; Amborellales; Amborellaceae. Gene Ontology annotation, cellular component: Set1C/COMPASS complex. Gene Ontology annotation, molecular function: histone binding.
AGAGAGAGAGAGAGAGAGAGGGUUCUCUUUCAGAGUUUACGAAAAUCUCCGAGGGAGGGAGAACCAGAAUGUCGAGCGCUGCCCAAACCCCCUACAGCCCUUACCGCCUAGCCCACACCCUCACCCCGCACAGCCGCGCCGUCUCCUGUGUCAAAUUCUCCAACGACGGCCGCUUCCUUGCGUCCUCGUCCCUCGACGCCUCCCUCUUCCUUUACUCCCUCCCCUUCUCCAACCCUCCGUCCCCACCUCGCCCCCUUCUUGGCCACUCUGACGGCGUCUCGGACCUUGCCUGGUCCUCCGACUCCCGCUACGUUUGCUCUGCCUCCGACGACCGGACCCUUCGCAUUUGGGAUGCUCUCUCGACUGAGUGCCUCAAAACCCUCAGAGGACACUCUCACUUUGUAUUCUGCGUGAAUUUUAACUCCCAAUCGAAUCUAAUUGUUUCGGGUUCGUUCGAUCAGACUCUGAGGAUCUGGGAGGUUAAGACUGGAAAGUGUUUGAGGGUGAUCUCGGUAGCCCACCUUGAGCCGGUGACAUCGGCGCAUUUCAAUAGGGACGGUUCUCUGAUCGUGUCGGGAGGCCAUGAUGGGUCGUGCCAGAUUUGGGAUGCAGCCACUGGGGCGAGGCUCAAGACACUGAUCGAUGUGGGGCGGCCAGCAGUUUCCUUUGUGAAGUUCUCGCCCAAUGGGAAGUUCAUACUUGUUGCUACCCUUGAUGAUACACUUAAGCUGUGGAACUACUCUACCGGAAAGUUUCUGAAAACAUACACAGGUCACAUCAACCGAGUGUAUUGCAUAACUUCAACAUUUUCGGUGACAAAUGGCAAAUAUAUAGUGAGUGGAUCAGAGGAUCGUUGUGUGUAUAUAUGGGAUCUCCAGGGUAAAAACAUGGUUCAAAAAUUGGAAGGCCAUACUGACACUGUAAUUUCUGUUUCUUGUCACCCAACAGAGAAUAUGAUCGCUUCUGCUGGCCUGGAUAAUGAUAGAACUGUAAGAAUCUGGGUCCAAGCGAAGAACUGAGUGAUUUUGUCGAAAAUUUUUAUGAGAAAUAUCUUAGGUUUGCUGGCA